AGACCGCAUAUACAGAGCUAAGCCGUGUGGGGUUGAAUGGUGUAAAUCUGGACGCUGUGUGGCUUUUCACUCUGUAAUCAUCUUAUUUAGCCACGCAUAAAAACGCAGAGAACCUCAGCCAGGAAGAACUGUUCGUCGGCUGAAUGUGUGCAGCAUUUACCGAUGCGUUAUGUGCCCAUUCGAGGAAACACUCACAAGCUUUAGGAGGUGUAAAGCAGUCCGUGUCCACAAAUGACCGAUCCCACAGCGAAGGAGACUGAGUGACCUGGUGCAAAACUACAGAAUGCUCUAAAGACAUGUCACCAUUUCCUAUUGUCCAUUGAACUCUUUUGCAGGCAUGCUAUAAGUUGGGACGUUGCAGAACAGGAGAGAUUUUCACCAUGAAGGGCCCCAGCUCCAAAUGGGCCUUCUCACUGGGCUUAGUGGUGGGAACCUGCAGCAUGUACUUCUUCCUGCAUCAGGUGUGGUUCGAGCGAAGCUACCCUGUGCUCUCUGAGGCUCAGGAGACAGCCACAGAAGCAGGGGAGCGGCCAACCAUUUGGAGGAGAGAAGGAGGCGCACUCAUCAACCUGCUCCACCCUCACCAAGCAGAUGAAGACAGCAAAGUGGCAGACAUGCUGUUCCAGAGGGUUCGCAUUCUCUGCUGGGUAAUGACGAGGCCGCAUAACCUCCAGAGCAGGGCCAGCCAUGUCCGAGCCACCUGGAGUCGGCACUGCAACAUCGUGGUGUUCAUGAGCUCUGUGGAAGACCCCUCCUUUCCCGCUGUGGGGCUGGGCACCAAUGAGGGCCGCGACCAGCUCUACUGGAAAACCAUCCGAGCCUUCCAGUACGUCCACGAGCAUCACGUGAAUGAAGCAGACUGGUUCCUCAAAGCUGAUGACGACACCUUCGUGGUGGUCGAUAACCUGCGUUGGCUUCUGUCCAACCACACUCCUGAAGAGCCCGUCUAUUUUGGUAAACGCUUUAAGCCGUACACCAAACAAGGCUACAUGAGCGGAGGUGCGGGGUACGUGCUCAGCAAGGAGGCCCUUAGACGGUUUGUCGAAGGUUUCCGGACCAAGGCUUGCACACACACCACCCCUGUUGAAGACCUGGCCUUGGGGCAGUGUUUGGAGAAGAUGGGUGUCCUGGCAGGGGACUCUAGAGACACGUUGCAUCGGGAAACCUUCCACCCGUUUGUGCCGGAGCACCACCUCACCACAAAGUUCUCCAAGAGCUUCUGGUACUGGAGUUAUUGUUUCUACCCGAUUGUUGAGGGACCACAGUGCUGCUCGGACCUGGCUGUGUCAUUCCAUUAUGUGGAAGCACAGCUGAUGUAUACUCUGGAGUAUUACACCUACCACCUGAGAGCUUAUGGCUACGUGCCACGCUACCUGCCCUCCGCGCACCGCAGGCCGAGACUCCACCCCCAGACGAAGACGGCCGCUGCUGUGGGCGUUAAAGUGUCUCAGGAGGUGAUGGACACAACCAGUCGCGCAGGCCCUGCUCUGCUUGUCAACAGAAACCAAACCGUAGAACAGACACUAGCAGAGAGGGGCAGGAGAGAAGACGCCGAUUUUAAUUUACCCAUAAAUAAGACUGUAAGCGCACAAGGCAGUCGUCGCUGAUUCCCUACUCUGCUGAAGGAUCUUCGACUGCAGUGGAUCUGAUCCGGUUACAGCUUCUUCCACAUCCAUGAUGAUCAAGGUGAUCAAAGCCAGGAUGGAGCCUUUUUGCCCUCAAAACGUUUGCUGCUCUGUGAAGUAUAUUGGCCAUGGUAAUAUUAUAAUACCCCCUUGGAUAUAAUUCUCAGAAUAUUUCACAGUAUUUCUCAGACAGCGCUCCCAGUGGGAGUGGAGACAAAUUAAUUAUGGCUCAGUGGCAGCUGCGUAUUGCCUGGGUAUAUUUUUACCUAAUGUAAAAAACAUGCUUUUUGCUUAAUCAUGUUUGACUGCGCCUGGGUUUGUGACCCAAUCAGCGAUUUUUGUAGUGAUGCAGAAACAUUUUCACUUAUGCCAUUAUUAAUUUAAUUUCAUUUUUCUUAUUAAAUGGAGAGCAGCGGUACAUUGUGAAACUGUGAAGUAUCCAGGAUUUUUAUGGCCACUUUGAUUUUAAUUAGUGAUGAACUUCUUUUUUCCAUUUUAACCUUUUAAACCACAUGCAUAAAUAAACUUUGAAAUACUGUGAGAUCCUGGUCACCUUUCUGUGUUGAAUUCUAGUUUGUUUUCAUUAGCAGCUCGAUAUUUAAUACGUGCAGAGCGAUAAUGUUUGAUGCAGCAGCAACUGUGCUGCAGAGAUGCUUUUUGACUCUGACGCAAAGCUCCAAAGUCCUAAUGUGCAUUUAAAAGCAAGCUGUUCUGUUUCAGAGUGGCAAUAAAUAUAAUUACACAUUUUCAGUGAAUCCCAUCAUGUGAUGUCAUAUUGUCUGAAUUUCCAAAUCACAAGCGUGCAGAAAGAUUCACCAUCAUUCAAUGAUGAUGAUUAAAAAAAAUAGUACUGCCAAUGGAUUAAAGAUGUAAUCAGAUUAAUCACACUGCAACGCUGUGAUUAAUCACUAUGAUUAACAUUGUAAGCCUGAAAUACAUUAUGCAUGCAGUUGUGGAUCUUGAAGGAAUGGUGCCCUGGGCAAGCCCCUCCUUCUGGUGCACUCCAAUCAAUUACAAUGCAAGUAAUUA
Molecule: messenger RNA, 2654 nt
Organism: Poecilia latipinna (sailfin molly)
Lineage: Eukaryota; Metazoa; Chordata; Actinopteri; Cyprinodontiformes; Poeciliidae
Gene: c1galt1la
Product: core 1 synthase, glycoprotein-N-acetylgalactosamine 3-beta-galactosyltransferase 1, like a
Exons: 5
Coding region: 381-1607 (408 amino acids)
Cellular component (GO): membrane
Molecular function (GO): N-acetylgalactosaminide beta-1,3-galactosyltransferase activity
Source: RefSeq, a predicted model, not a curated record